GUCCCCCAGUGCAGCGAGAGGCAACGUGAUAUCGCUGCACGUGAGCAACUCUUGGUUUACAUCAAAAACCAACAUCGGUAUCAACUAAUUUCAACAAAUCCUACUUAAAAAAAACAGUGUUACCUGAUCGGCAGUGAAAUGGCUUCGUUUAAACCUACCAAAAUCCCACUCUAUCCAAAACUAGGAGAGAAAGUCACACAGGACACGCUGUACUGGAAAAACUACAAGGCUCCGGUCCAGAUAAAAGAAUUCGGAGCUAUCUCAAGCAUAGACUUCUCCCCGGUGGCUCCACAUAACUUUGCCGUGACGGCAUUCACCAGAAUCCACAUAUACGGGCCAUUCUCCCAGGAGCCUGUGAAGUCGUUCACACGGUUUAAGGACACCGCGUACUGUGGGAGGUUCAGGUCGGACGGUCAGCUGCUCGUGGCGGGAUGCGAGGACUCGGUGGUCCGGCUGUUUGAUGUCGGCGGCAAGGUGGCACUCAGGAUGUUCAAAGGGCAUACGAAGGCGGUCCAUGUCACAGACUUCACCUCGGACAGUUACCAGAUUCUCACGGGGUCAGACGACUACACCUGUCGACUUUGGGACAUCACGAAUGCCAAUGAGCUCAACAGCUACAAAGAACACACGGACUACAUUCGCUGUGGCGUCGCGAGCAAACUCAACAGAGAUCUCUUCAUUACUGGAUCCUAUGACCACACACUGAAACUGUUUGAUGCCAGAGCAGAUAAGAGUGUGAUGACCAUGGACCACGGCCAGCCAGUGGAGAGUCUGCUUCUCUAUCCCUCUGAGGGGCUCCUCGUCUCUGCAGGUGGGCGCCAUGUGAAAGUGUGGGAUCUGCUAAAAGGGGGCCAGCCUCUGGUGUCGCUGAAGAACCAUCACAAAACUGUCACCUCUUUGUGUCUCAGCAGCAACGGACAGAGACUGCUGUCAGCUUCUCUGGACAGGCAUGUAAAGGUGUACAAUACCGCCAACUACAAAGUUGUCCACAACUUUGACUACGCUGCCUCCAUCCUCAGUCUGGCUCUGGCUCCGGACGACGAGUCCAUCGUCGUGGGCAUGACCAAUAGCAUCCUGAGCAUCAAACACAGGAAGAGCCCCGAAGAGUCGAAGGAAGUCUCCGGCCAGCAGAGGCGACGGCCAUCGUUUCGCGUUUUCGUGAAGGGGAAGAACCACGCCCCCAAACAGGGUGAUUAUCUUGUCAGCAAGCCAGUGAAACAGUAUUUAGCCAAAUACGACAAGCAGCUGAAGAAAUUUAAUGUUUCGAAGGCUUUGGAUACGGCUCUAGAGACAUGGACAAGACUGAGAAAGCCUGAGAUCACGGUGGCUGUUAUAAAGGAGCUGGAUCGAAGAGGAACGUUGAAGAACGCUCUGGCGGGACGGGAUGAGCAGGGGCUCUCUCGCUUGCUCAACUUCCUCAUAGGGAACGUGGUCGACCCCAGGUUCGCCCCCGUGCUCGUGACGGCGGCCGAGAUGAUCCUGGACGUCUAUAGGCAGAUCAUCGGCCAGUCGCCAGUUGUGGACCGCCAGCUGCUGCGUCUGCAGGACCUGCUGGAGAGAGAGAUCGACUACCAGCAGGACCUCCUGGAGGUGCUGGGCAUGUUGGACACCAUGUUCGCCUCCUCCCUCCCCAGGAUGGCGGUGCCGUGCCCCGGCACCAGCAGGGCUAACGGCCUGGCCCAGCGAGAAGCGGGUACCUUGAGACCACAGCUUCAGGCCACCUGAGGCUUAUAGGGGGAGGGGGGGGGGGGGUGGCUUCAGAUUUGAGUUAGAGUGCCUUCACAACUCUAAAACCUCUUUUCAAAACAAUCGGACACACACUUCCCGUUGGCACAGGUUUUUAAGAGACUGACAAACCCAUGGGCGCAUCACUCUGGUGUUUUUAACUCCAGCGCAACAAAAAGAGGACAUGCAUUUACUGUGUGAAUGGAAAGUGUUUUUUUUAUUGGACAUCUUGUAAUUACACUUUGUAAAUGUAGUGUGUCUGCGUUUGUGUUUCGAAUGAUUCAACUGUUAAUGUCUGCUUUGUGUUUUCAUGUUUGGCAUCUGUAAA
This is a messenger RNA of Anarrhichthys ocellatus (wolf-eel), 2053 nucleotides long. It is a transcript of the gene utp15, whose product is annotated as UTP15 small subunit processome component. The transcript has 12 exons. Gene Ontology annotation, molecular function: protein binding. Lineage: Eukaryota; Metazoa; Chordata; Actinopteri; Perciformes; Anarhichadidae. Gene Ontology annotation, biological process: positive regulation of transcription by RNA polymerase I; rRNA processing. The coding region runs from base 139 to 1725 and encodes 528 amino acids. The record is from RefSeq and is a predicted model, not a curated record. Gene Ontology annotation, cellular component: nucleolus.